Drosophila guanche is the source of this 1257-nucleotide messenger RNA. RefSeq lists its product as uncharacterized. The record is from RefSeq and is a predicted model, not a curated record. The transcript is spliced from 2 exons. Lineage: Eukaryota; Metazoa; Arthropoda; Insecta; Diptera; Drosophilidae. The coding region runs from base 64 to 1110 and encodes 348 amino acids.
AUCACUAAGUAACAAGGGAAAACAAAACAAAAGCAUAUUUUGGCGCUAAUUUGUUUAUAACAAAUGAACGGAGCACGAAAACUAAAGUGCCUGAAAACUGUACGCCUGGGCGAAGUGCUCUACGAUGAACAGAAGCGGCUGCUGAUGCUGUGCCGCAGCUGCGAGCAUUUUUUUCUCACAUUUCAAAUUUUCCAAAAACAUUUGGUCGACUGCUCGGGCGUUAAACAUGUUGUGAAUGCCACCGAUCCACUCAACUACGCGGAGGACAAACGUGAGACGAAAUUAGCAAACGAUAGACAGGAGCUGCACAUUUACAACAUUGAAGAUGUGAGCAGCAGUGCCAUUGACUGGGAAACGGAAUUGGAGGAUCCACGCUGGUACGAUGACGGCGAAACGUGUUUAUCCGCCCACUCCAAACCAAAGUCAUCGCAUUCCAAAGAAAAUGUGGUGGGGAAGAAGCUAUUGGCCACUGAGAAGCGCAAGAACCCCCCUCAGCCCCAGCAGAUGGCCGCAACAAAGACUGCAAGGCGUCGGCCGAGCCCGAUUCAUACUUAUCUAGCUAAAAAGAUGAAGACAGAACCUCUCCGUGUGCCCCAUGUGACGGAGGACCUGCAGCGUUUGGUCCAGCCAUCGCCAGCAGCUGCCAACGGUGAUGGAGCAACCACCAAAGCAGCAUCAGCAAACGGUGGUGGAGGGACCACGAAAGCAGCAGCAACCACCGACACCACCCAGCAGAUACUCAGUAAACUGAGAGCUUGUGGCGUGGAUGUGAAGCGUUCCAAAGCUCAAGCAACGCCCACACCGACAGUCGACCCCGAUCUGGCGAAAAAGCAAAAAACCCUCGAAAUUAUGCGUAAAUUGCAAUCAAAAGGUAUUCAGUGCACCAAAAUCAAAGGUGAAAAUAAAACGAAUCAGAUCUCUACACAAAGGCUGAUGGGUGAACAACCUGAGCCAAUAGUAAAAUCCAGUCCAAAGCUAAUUACUAAGCAAUACAACUCAAAAGCCAUAAUAGAUACCCAGCUUUCGAUGAGAGCCGAAUCCAGUAAACCAAAAAUUAAUACAAAGGAUUACAAUGCACCCAAAAUCAAAAAGGUAUCGUAUGCGCCAUAGCAUAGAGGAACAAUAUAGAGCUCUUGGGUGCAAUGGAUUGCUUCUGGUUAAGGUAUUAUUUUAUAAGAAAAUGUUGCCUUUGUAGGCUAAACUGAGGAGUAUUAAUUAACAAACGAUAUUUUAAAUAUAAAUGCAUCCUGUGGAGCG